This is a messenger RNA of Nyctereutes procyonoides (raccoon dog), 2391 nucleotides long. RefSeq names its product splicing factor, proline- and glutamine-rich-like. Gene Ontology annotation, cellular component: nucleus. The record is from RefSeq and is a predicted model, not a curated record. NCBI's taxonomy places the organism in Eukaryota, Metazoa, Chordata, Mammalia, Carnivora, Canidae. Gene Ontology annotation, molecular function: RNA binding. Gene Ontology annotation, biological process: regulation of DNA-templated transcription.
AUGUCUCGGGACCGGUUCCGGAGCCGCGGCGGCGGCGGCGGCGGGGCUUCCGGCCGCGGUGGCCUCCACGACUUCCGCUCCCCGCCGCCCGGCAUGGGCCUCAAUCAGACCCGGGGACCCAUGGGGCCCGGCCCGGGCCAGGGCGGCCCCAAGCCCCCGAUCCCGCCACCACCUCCGCACCAGCAACAGCAGCAGCAGCCGCCGCCGCUUCAGCCGCCGCCACAGCAGCCGCCGCCGCUUCAGCCGCCGCCACAGCAGCCGCCGCCGCCGCGGGACUCGUCCAAGCCUGUGGGUCCUCAGGGGCCCGGCCCGGCGCCGGGAGUGGGCAGCGCGCCGCCGGCCUCCGGCUUGGCACCGCCCGCGACUCCUCCGACUUCGGGGGCCCCACCGACCCCGCCGCCCGCGCCGCCGAGCAGCGGGGCCCCCACCACCCCGCCCCAGGCCGGGGGCCCGCCGCCUCCGUCCGCAGGGGGCCCGGGCCCGGCGCCUAAACAGGGCCCAGGCCCCGGAGGCCCGAAAGGCGGCAAAAUGCCGGGCGGGCCGAAGCCCGGCGGCGGCCCGGGCCUGAGUACCCCCGGCGGCCACCCCAAGCCGCCGCACCGGGGCGGGGGGGGGGGGGGGGAGCCGCGUGGAGGGCGGCAGCACCACCCGCCCUACCACCAGCAGCACCGCCAGGGGCCCCCGCCCCCGCCCCCGCCCCCGCCCGGCGGGCCCUGCGGGCCCUGCGGCCGCAGCGAGGAGAAGGUCUCCGACUCGGAGGGGUUCAAAGCCAACUUGUCGCUCCUGAGGAGGCCGGGAGAGAAAACCUGCACGCAGCGCUGCCGGUUGUUUGUAGGGAAUCUACCUGCUGACAUCACGGAGGAUGAAUUCAAAAGACCCUUUGCUAAAUACGGAGAACCAGGAGAAGUUUUUAUCAACAAAGGCAAAGGAUUUGGGUUUAUUGAACUUGAAUCUAGGGCAUUGGCUGAAAUUGCCAAAGCUGAACUGGAUGAUACACCCAUGAGGGGUAGGCAGCUUCGGGGUCGCUUUGCCACACAUGCUGCUGCCCUGUCCGUGCGAAAUUUUCUUUCACCUUAUGUUUCCAAUGAACUGUUGGAAGAAGAAGCCUUUAGCCAAUUUGGUCCUAUUGAGAGGGCUGUCGUAAUCGUGGAUGAUCGUGGGAGAUCUACAGGGAAAGGCACUGUUGAAUUUGCUUCUGAACCAGCGGCAAGAAAAGCAUUUGAAAGAUGCAGCGAAGGUGUUUUCUUACUGACAACAACACCUCGUCCAGUCGUUGUGGAACCUCUUGAACAAUUAGAUGAUGAACAUGGCCUUCCUGAAAAACUUGCACAGAAGAAUCCAAUGUAUCAAAAGGAGAGAGAAACACCUCCUCGUUUUGCCCAGCAUGGCACAUUUGAGUAUGAAUAUUCUCAGCGAUGGAAGUCCCUGGAUGAAAUGGAAAAACAGCAAAGGGAACAAGUUGAAAAAAACAUGAAAGAUGCGAAAGACAAAUUGGAAAGUGAAAUGGAAGAUGCCUAUCAUGAGCAUCAGGCAAAUCUUUUGCGUCAAGAUCUGAUGAGACGCCAGGAAGAAUUAAGACGCAUGGAAGAACUUCACAAUCAAGAAAUGCAGAAACGUAAAGAAAUGCAACUAAGGCAAGAAGAAGAACGGCGUAGAAGGGAAGAAGAGAUGAUGAUUUGGCAGCGUGAGAUGGAAGAACAAAUGAGACACCAAAGAGAGGAAAGUUAUAGCCGGAUGGGCUACAUGGAUCCAAGAGAAAGAGACAUGAGAAUGGGUGGUGGAGGAGCAAUGAACAUGGGAGAUCCCUAUGGUUCAGGAGGCCAGAAAUUUCCACCUCUAGGUGGUGGUGGUGGCAUAGGUUAUGAAGCUAAUCCUGGAGUCCCACCAGCAACCAUGAGUGGUUCCAUGAUGGGAAGCGACAUGCGUACUGAGCGCUUUGGGCAGGGAGGUGCGGGACCUGUGGGUGGACAGGGUCCUAGAGGAAUGGGGCCUGGAACUCCAGCAGGAUAUGGUAGAGGGAGAGAAGAGUAUGAAGGCCCAAACAAAAAGCCCCGAUUUUAGAUGUGAUAUCUAGGUUUUCAUUCCAGUUUGUUUUUGUCUUUUCUUGUUUAGAUACCAAUCUUUUAAAUUCUUGCAUUUUAGUAAGAAAGCUACCUUUUUAUGGAUGUUAGCAGUUUAUUGACCUAAUAUUUGUAAAUGGUCUGUUUGGGCAGGUAAAAUUAUGUAAUGCAGUGUUUCAAACAGGGGAAUUUUUUUCCUUUUUAUUUCUUUUUUUUUUUUUUAACUGUAUAAAGUCCCUCAAGUUAUGGCAGUGUACCUUGUGCCACUGAAUUUCCAAAGUGUACCAAUUUUUUUUUACUGUGCUUCAAAUAAAUAGAAAAAAUAGUUAUA